Messenger RNA from Danio rerio (zebrafish), 2179 nucleotides. The record is from RefSeq and is a predicted model, not a curated record. NCBI's taxonomy places the organism in Eukaryota, Metazoa, Chordata, Actinopteri, Cypriniformes, Danionidae.
GAUUAGGAAGAAAAAAAACAAAUGUUUUUCUCAUGAGAGUAAUCGCUGUGUUUUAGCCAAUCAGAAAACGGUGAGGUGACAAAUAAAUUACUGUAUAACCAAUGGAAUGCGAUUAGGGCGGGAAUAUCUUUUUUAUCCGCCCAAUGGCAGACGCGGAGUUAAUUGCGGAACCUGUUUGGAAACGUCAUGUAUAUUAGUUCCUUUUGGUGUCGCUAGUGGUAACUUACGCAUGCUGCUUGUAGCAAAGUAGCACGCGAUUUUAACACUUAUUUUAUAUAAAUAUUUAAUGAACAAGGUUAUUUCAGCCACAUUUUAAAUGUAGCGUAAACUUGGUUAUAAAGCACCCACGACACCAAAAAGUCAACUGUAUGAUCAAAAGCCACGUGGAUCAAUUACAACUGUACGUUAUUUGCAGAAUUGGCUGAAAACUCCAGCUCUGUGAACGCCAUGGAAAACGAGUUGAAAGACGAUCCAUGCUCGAGUGAAGAGGCAUUUUCAGAAAAGCCCAAGAAAAUGAAAGCAAAGGCCAAAGGCAAGACAAAGUCUCAGCGUGAAGGGAAGGAGAAAACGCACAGGAAGAUGAAAGCAUCGGAGGAGGAGAUCAUGGAAACUGAAGGCAGUGGUGACAGAAGGUCUCAUGUAAAUGUUAAGGAAGAGCCAAAGGAAGAUCCAGACUUUGUAACAGAAAAGAAAGGGAAAAAGAGGAAAAGAAAGGCGGAUAAUACAGAUGGACUCUUAUCUAGCGCCGAAGCACCUUUGCCAAAGAAGAAGAAGAAGAAAGUUGCAGAUGGACAGGAAAACGCUUCAACAGCAAAGCAGAAAAAAAUGAAGGAAAAAAAAGAAAAGGUGAAAAAAGAGGAAGGAGAGCGUCCGGUCUCUACUAAGAAGAAAAAAACCAAGGAGGAGAUUGAAGCAGCCAGAGCUCUCAAGAUAAAGAAGAAAGAGGAGGAAGAGAAACAAAGAUGGAGAUGGUGGGAGGAAGAGAAGUAUGAGAAUGGAAUUAAAUGGAAGUUUCUAGAGCAUAAAGGACCAUAUUUCCCUCCUGCGUAUCAGCCCCUUCCUGAUGAUGUCAAGUUUUACUAUAAUGGAGAGCCAGUGAAACUCAGCCUGCCAGCUGAGGAAGUGGCCCUUUACUUUGCUCAGAUGCUGGAUCACGAAUACACCACCAAAGAGGUCUUCCGCAAUAACUUCUUCAAGGACUGGAGGAAGGAAAUGACUCUAGAGGAGAGACAACUAAUCAUGGAUCUGAAAAAGUGUGAUUUUGGGGAGCUCCAUGCCAUGCAUAAGGAGAAGGUGGAAGCCAGGAAAAACCUGAGCAAAGAGGAGAAGUUGGUUAAUAAAGAGGCCAAUCAAAAAAUAGUCGACGAAUAUGGGUUCUGUGUGUUGGACCACCAUCGUGAACGCAUUGGCAACUUUAAGAUUGAACCUCCAGGUCUUUUCCGAGGCAGAGGAGACCAUCCUAAACAGGGAAUGCUGAAGAAGAGGAUUCGACCUGAGGAUGUUAUCAUCAACUGCAGCAAAGAAUCUCGUAUCCCAGAAGCCCCAGCCGGUCACAAAUGGAAGGAAGUUCGUCAUGACAAAACCGUAACAUGGCUAGCAAGCUGGACGGAGAAUGUUCAAGGAUCCUGUAAAUAUGUAAUGCUCAAUGCCAACUCCAAACUUAAGGGUGAGAAGGAUUGGGAAAAGUAUGAAGUGGCCCGUAAACUGAAGACGUGUGUGGAUGCCAUCCGAACCCAGUACCAGGAGGACCUCAAGUCCAAACAAAUGGGCACACGCCAGAGAGCCGUAGCCCUUUACUUCAUUGACAAGCUGGCUCUGAGAGCAGGUAAUGAAAAGGAAGAGGGCGAGACGGCAGACACCGUGGGUUGUUGUUCACUCCGCGUGGAGCACAUCACUUUACACGAUGCACUGGACGACCAGAAGUGUGUGGUAGAGUUCGACUUCCUGGGUAAAGAUUGCAUCCGCUACUACAACAAGGUUCCUGUGACCAAAAGGGUUUUUAAAAACCUCAAGCUUUUCAUGGAAAACAAGCAAGGAGGAGACGACCUCUUUGAUCGACUCAAUACUGCUUCGCUGAAUAAACACCUGAGUUCCCUAAUGCCGGGAUUGACUGCAAAGGUUUUUAGGACAUACAAUGCUUCCAUAACCCUGCAGCAACAGCUGAAAGAGCUCAGCAACA